Zingiber officinale is the source of this 895-nucleotide messenger RNA. RefSeq names its product 40S ribosomal protein S7-like. Gene Ontology annotation, molecular function: structural constituent of ribosome. The record is from RefSeq and is a predicted model, not a curated record. Gene Ontology annotation, biological process: translation; ribosomal small subunit biogenesis; rRNA processing. Gene Ontology annotation, cellular component: ribosome; 90S preribosome; cytosolic small ribosomal subunit. The coding region runs from base 163 to 741 and encodes 192 amino acids. NCBI's taxonomy places the organism in Eukaryota, Viridiplantae, Streptophyta, Magnoliopsida, Zingiberales, Zingiberaceae. The transcript is spliced from 6 exons.
GGUUCAAGAAAGCCGUCAUGUAUUGUGCGCGGUUCAUAAAAGCGCGAGCGAAUGGUUGGUCUCUUUCUUGGACUUGGACGAAAGCCCUAAAGCGGCGCCGGCAGCAGCGAUCCUCUCCUCGCCUCCCUGGGCGCCAAGGCUCGGUCAGCAUUAGCGUGCAAAAUGUUUACUGCAAGGAAAAAGAUCCAAAAGGAAAAGGAUCUCGAGCCAACUGAAUUUGAGGACACAGUUGCUCAGGCAUUUUUUGAUCUUGAGAAUGGAAAUCAGGAAUUAAAGAGUGAUUUGAAGGACCUUUACAUCAAUUCAGCAGUUCAGUUGGAUAUUGCUGGGAAUCAUAAAGCUGUGGUUAUCCAUAUACCACAUAGACUUCGUAAAGCCUACAAGAAAAUUCAUGUGAGGCUGAUUAGGGAGUUGGAAAAGAAGUUCAGUGGGAAGGAUGUGGUUCUUAUUGCCACGCGAAGGAUAUUAAGGCCGCCAAAGAAAGGUUCUGCUGUUGUGCGCCCCCGCAGCCGCACUCUAACAGCAGUUCACGAUGCCAUCCUAGAAGAUGUUGUCUACCCGGCUGAAAUUGUUGGGAAGCGAGUGAGAUAUCGCCUGGAUGGUUCUAAGAUCAUCAAGAUCUUCCUUGACCCGAAGGAACGCAACAACACUGAAUAUAAACUCACGACGUUCUCAGGAGUUUAUCGAAAGCUCUGUGGGAAAGACGUGGUAUUUGAGUACCCUAUUACCGAAAAUGCCUAGAAUCAUUUGAUGUGUAAUUUGGUUCGGUUACUCAAUCUACAAGCAGGGAUAUUUUUGCUGAGAAGUUUUGCUGUUUACUGAUUUCAAUUUGGAAUUUGACUCCAGAAUAAUGGUACUUGACGUUUGCAUAAGCUCAUUCCUUUUUCGAGAGCCA